UACAUUUUUAUAAAUAAAAAUGGCGACAGCAAUCAAAGAGCGUACAAUUCCUGCCAUGGACACGCUAGUCAAGUAUGACAAUCCAGUUUUAAUAACGACUCAUCCAGAGAAGAUACGUAAAGAUUCACCACUGACGAAGAUCGGUAUAGGUCCUUGUAAAAUUCAAACAACCCCGAUUUCGGCUGAUACAACACGACGGGAAACUAUCGAAAUUUUAAAUAGAAUUUUGCCGCCGAAGGAAUGGGAAGAGGAUGGCCAGAUAUGGAGUCAACGUGUAUCGAGUACUCCCGCAACGAGAUUGGAUGUAAUAAAUUUACAAGAGCAACUUGAUAUGCGAUUACAACAAAGACAGGCUAGAGAGACCGGUAUCUGUCCCGUUCGUAGACAGCUCUAUACUCAAUGUUUCGAUGAAUUAAUACGACAAGUAACUAUAAAUUGCGCCGAACGUGGAUUACUUUUAUUGAGAGUAAGGGAUGAAAUCAAAAUGACACUAGCUGCAUAUCAGACAUUGUAUCAAAGUAGCAUUGCUUUCGGGAUGCGUAAGGCAUUGCAAGCAGAACAAGGCAAAGAAAAUUUAAUUAAUACAGCCGAGGAAUUGAAAUUACAAAAAAAUGAAUUGGAGAGAAUGGUCGCGAAAUUAAGGCUCAAGUAUGAUCAAUUUGAGAAAAGAUCAGCUGAACUAAGAGAAGCGGAAGAAAAGAAACAUGCGGAGGAAGUGCAAUUCCUUAAAAAAACGAAUUUGCAAUUAAAGACUCAGUUGGAAGGUAUUAUAGCAUCAAAAAAAUAAGAAUUGUGAUGCCAAGAGAAUCUCAAUUUAAAGUGUAGUAUUUUAUAGUGGACAUGACGUAUUAUUCACAAGAAUGAUGUGUGUGCACUUGUAUGUGUAUACGUGCAUAUGUAUAAUUACUUGAAUAGAGAUAAAAAAAUUACACGAGAUUUCAAUAAAUGCAUACUCUAUGAAUAAAAUAAUAACAAUUUAUUGCGAA
Molecule: messenger RNA, 986 nt
Organism: Pogonomyrmex barbatus (red harvester ant)
Lineage: Eukaryota; Metazoa; Arthropoda; Insecta; Hymenoptera; Formicidae
Gene: Dnali1
Product: Putative inner dynein arm light chain, axonemal Dnali1
Cellular component (GO): axoneme; ciliary base
Molecular function (GO): dynein heavy chain binding
Source: RefSeq, a predicted model, not a curated record